Molecule: messenger RNA, 6539 nt
Organism: Oncorhynchus nerka (sockeye salmon)
Lineage: Eukaryota; Metazoa; Chordata; Actinopteri; Salmoniformes; Salmonidae
Product: insulin receptor substrate 2-like
Biological process (GO): insulin receptor signaling pathway
Cellular component (GO): plasma membrane; cytosol
Molecular function (GO): insulin receptor binding; phosphatidylinositol 3-kinase binding
Source: RefSeq, a predicted model, not a curated record
UGCAAGCCAAAACUGGAUGUAAGAACGUCACAUGUUGUUUUCUCUCUCAGCGCAGUCACUGUGGUGUUAUUUGGUGCUUAACUGUUGCAGAUAGCGGACGGGAAUACCGGUGUCGGGUAAUGGAAUAAGUAAAGCGGAUUUUUCGGUGCUUUGGAAAAUAGCACAAAACAACUUCUCUAAAAGUAAGUGAAGCGUGCGCAUCAGAAUGGCGAGUCCUCAAACGAAUGGAGGACACUUGUUGUCUAAUGUGACCAAUAACAUUAAGAAAUGUGGAUAUCUAAAGAAACAGAAGCAUGGACACAGACGUUUUUUCGUGUUGAGAGAACCCAGCGAGAGCUUUCCUGCCCGCCUGGAAUACUACGAGAGCGAGAAGAAGUGGAAAAACAAGUCGGCUGCUAAAAGGGUGAUACUGCUGGACUCCUGUCUUUGCAUAAACAAGCGAGCAGACUCCAAGCACAAACACCUCAUCGCCUUUUACACCAAGGACGAAUACUUUGCAGUGGCAGCCGAAAACGAGCAGGAGCAGGAGAGCUGGUUUCGAGUGUUGUCGGAUUUGGUCGAAGAGGGGAAAGUCUAUGACAGCCCCGCGUCUAAUUCCACCUCUCUUUUCUGUUUUGAGGAGGCAAAUUACAGUAUGAUCACGCCGGCCACUACCUUUUGCAAGGAGGUAUGGCAAGUGAAUUUGAAAUCCAGAGGACUGGGUCAAACAAAACAUUUGACAGGGGUGUUUAGGCUGUGUUUAUCCAGUCGGACUAUCAGCUUUGUGAAACUGAACUCGGAGGUUGCAGCUGUCAGUUUACAGCUCAUGAAUAUCCGGAGAUGUGGCCACUCCGACAGCUUUUUCUUCAUCGAGGUUGGUAGGUCGGCUGUCACUGGCCCUGGUGAGCUCUGGAUGCAGGCGGAUGACUCGGUGGUUGCGCAAAACAUCCACGAGACCAUCCUGGAGGCGAUGAAAGCCAUGAAAGAGCUGUCAGAAUCAAGACCGCGCAGCAAGAGUCAGUCGGCUAGCACCAACCCCAUUUCCGUGCCCACAAGACGCAACUUGAACAAUCUGCCUCCAAGUCAGACAGGGUUGGUGAGGAGGUCGAGAACAAACAGCAUAGUGGCCACAUCCCCAAUGAGCAAGUUCACAUCCUGUCGGAUAAGGACAGCUAGUGAGGGGGAUGGCAGCAUGGUCAGGCCAGUGUCUAUGUCAAUAUCUAUGAGCGGGAGCCCCACCAGUCCCCUCUCCAACCGGAACCCUCUGAGCAGGUCCAAUACGCUCUCCACUGGCCGCACCUGCCAGAUACUGGAGUCCAGCCUCCAGCACAGCCGCUCCAUGCCCAUCUCCAACUCCCCUCCCUCAAUCUGCAGUUCCAUCUGCCUCUCCCCCAUGACUGGGACCCUCCCCACCCCUGAUGCGGCCCACCGCCCCUUCAGCUGCAGCGCCUCUAUCUCAGGCUCCCUCAGCGACGCAAGCUUCAUGCUAUGCAAUGAGCACAGCUCCAGCCCAGGCGACACCUCCAUUCUCCUACCCCUCACCAGGAGUGACACCCACGACUCCCUCUCCAGCACUCCUCCCUCCCGGGAGGCCAACGAUCUGUGUGGCUACAUGAUUAUGGACAGGACCAAUGACCAACGGCAGGUGUGCCAGGAGGAGGACUUGACAUCGGAGAAGGCGUACAGGAAGAGAACAUACUCUCUCACCACACCACGCCAUCAGCGGGUGCCCGCCCAGCUGUCCUCUGCCUCGUUGGAUGAGUACACCCUAAUGCGGGCUGCCCACCACACCAACAGCGGGCACCACUCUAGGCGCAGCUCCAUCUCCGCCUCCCCAAAGGUGUCCUACCCCAAAUCCAAUGGUAACCAAGUAAGGGAUGAUGGCUAUAUGCCUAUGAUGGCGGGCGUGGCAGCACCGCCCAGGUGCAGCAACAGCAAAGCAGAUGCUUACAUGCCCAUGAGCCCCAUGUGUGUCUCGGCUCCCAAGCAGAUCAUUAACCCCUUGGCCCAAAACCACCAGUACGAGGCCGGCGACCAGACCAACUCACCCAGCAGCGGAGGCUCCUUGGAGGACAGUGGUUACAUGAGGAUGUGGUGCGGCUCCAAGUCUUCCGUUGAAAGCCCAGACAGCCGCUCGACCUACAUGAACAUGUCCCCUCGCAACGCCGCUUACACCACCUCGCAGACCCCCCCGGACUACUUCCUAGACCAGCUUCCGGGUCGUGGGCCUUCCAUCACACCCAUCUACUCCACAGACUCCCUGCCACGCCCCAUCAAACUCCACCAGGCUUCCAAGGAGGCGGGGGACACUGGUGACCAGUACGUCCUGAUGAGCCCACAAGGCCAUCAGUCGCUAGGUAGGGAGUCAGACGACUACUACUCAGUGAUGACCAAUCCGGCCCCGCCCAACUCCUCGGUGCCCUCGCCAAUCAGACAGAGCCGGGGGACUGAGAGCCUGACAUCCCACCGGGGGAGAAUGGGGCGACCCAACCGGCUAUCUCUGGACAGCUGUAGGAUCCUACCCAGCAUGAACGAGCACCUCUUGCCCGGGGAACCCAGGAGCCCGGGCGAGUAUAUCAACAUAGACUUCAGUGAGGGCACCAAGUACUCCCCGCCGUCAGCAUCCAAUGAGAGCCAGGAGUCGUCUCUGGGCUCCAGCGGCGGCCAGCCGAGGUCCCCUUUCUCCGACUACAUGAACCUGCACCACGUCGUCUCACACUCACCCAAGGCCGGAGACACCCCUGACGGACGGUUGGACACGGUCCCCGAGUCAUCCCUGUGCCCUUGUCCGGAUGGGGAGGGAGUGUACUGUCAGAUCGAAGAGGCCAAGAGGGAUUCCAAGUGCCCCCAGAGAGGCAAGGAUGAGUACACCGAGAUGACAUUUGGACUUGGAAUGGCCAACAUGCCUCCCCAGUUCCUCCCUCAGACCUCAACAAGUGCCAGAGAGAAGAGGCUAUCCCUGGGUGAGCAGGGCCUCCCGGGGGGCAUGGGGGUGUUCCUCCUUGGUGCGGCCACCCCCGUGGAUCCUGACAGUGCCGCCAAGGUGAUCCGGGCCGACCCCCAUGGCCGCAGGCGGCACAGCUCUGAAACCUUCUCCUCUACGGCUACCGUCACCCCCGUGUUCCCCUCGUUCGCCCAUGGGGACGCCAAACACCACAGCUCGGUGGAAAACCUGUCGGUGCGGAGCAGCGAGAGCUCCGACGAGGAGUGUGGCAGCCCCAUGAGUAGAGAGAUCUCUGGGGGCUUCCAGAAUGGACUGAACUAUAUUGCCCUGAACCUGAUGGAGGACAGGGACCUGGAGGGACCUUGUUGUGAAGACCUGACCACGGUCAGCUUUGAGCCGGCCAGCAGCUGCAAGGGAGCCCUCCAUGGAUUACAUGUCGCGCCGUACGUCUGUUUGGGGUUCAAGGAGGCGGUCACCUCUGUUAAAGACUGAACAGGACAGUGGACAAUCCAAGCCCUCAUCCUUGCUCUGAGACGGACAGUCAUACAUUGGGGUGGCCGAGACAACCUGCUGCUGUAAAUUAAGUCAGUCUGUGCCUCGUGACCCAACAAACACCCCCGCCAUGACUAACUCUCUCGCCCAAUCCUAACACUGGUGCUGUCCCAGAGACUCUGUACUAAAAAGUAGAUGGGGGGACUCCUAUAUGUGGCUGGAGGCUAUAUUUCUAGCUCUGUUUAUUUGUUUAGAAUUUUCUCUCUGGUUUUUGGUUGUGGCUCGUGGACUGUGAGUAGCCUGUUUGACCCCCAGGACAUGUGAAGCAAACCCUGGUAAGGCACAGUAUGUGUACUUAAAACCCCCCCACACACACACACACGGUACGCAGAUAUUAUUUAUUUGCUUACAUGAGUAUGGAUGGGUCAAAGUUUGUCUGUGUGUGUAAAAACGGACACCAUGACCGUUUCAGUAACACAGUCACUAACAAACCGUUUAAAAUAAAUCCCUACCUCAGAAAGAGCAAGGCCGCAUACUGAGAAACGUAUAGAUAUAUUUAGGUUCUAUUUAUUUUGGAAUGUUUCAUUUAGACCAACCCAAAGCCUUGUCUCUGAGGUUGUAUUUGUACUGCACAACAAAGAAAAUCUGAUUUAUUCUACUAUUUUCUUAUUUCUAAUUUAAUUUUAGCAUGCUUUAUCAUGAUAUAGUUGAAGUCGGAAGUUUACAUACAUUUAAAUGGAAUUUUUCACAAUUCCUGACAUUUAAUCCUAGUAAAAAUUCCCUGUCUUAGGUCACUUAGGAUCACUACUUUAUAAGAAUGUGAAAUGUCAGAAUAAUGGUAGAGUGAUUUAUUUAAGCUUUUAUUUCUUUCAUCACAUUCCCAGUGGGACAGAAGUUUACAUACACUCAAUUAGUAUUCGGUACCAUUGCCUUUAAAUUGUUUAACUUGGGUUAAACGUUUCGGGUAGCCUCCCACAAGCUUCCCACAAUAAGUUGGGUAAAUGGUGGCCCAUUCCUCCUGACAGAGUUGGUGUAACUGAGUCAGGUUUGUAGGCCUCCUUGCUCGCACACGCUUUUUCAGUUCUGCCCACAAAUAUUCUAUAGGAUUGAGGUCAGGGCUUUGUGAUGGCCACUCCAAUACCUUGACUUUGUUGUCCUUAAGCCAUUUUGCCACAACUUUGGAAGUAUGCUUGGAGUCAUUGUCCAUUUGAGAUGUUGCUUCAAUAUAUCCACCAAAUUUUCCAUCCUCAUGAAGCCAUCUAUUUUGUGAAGUGCACCAGUCCUUCCUGCAGCAAAGCACUCCCACAACAUGAUGCUGCCACCCCGUGCUUCACGGUUGGGAUGAUGUUCUUCGGCUUGCAAGACUACCCUUUUUUCCUCCAAACAUAGCGAUGGUCAUUAUGGCCAAACAGUUAUUUUUUUGUUUCAUCAGACCAGAGGACAUUUCUCCAAAAAGUAUGAUCUUUGUCCCCAUGUGCAGUUGCAAAUCGUAGUCUGGUUUUUAAUGGCGGUUUUGGAGCAGUGGCCUCUUCCUUGCUGAGUGGCCUUUCAGGUUAUGUCGAUAUAGGACUCGUUUUACUGUGGAUAUAGAUACUUUUGUACCUGUUUCCUCCAGCAUCUUCACAAAGUCCUCUGGGAUUGAUUUGCACUUUUCGCACCAAAGUAUGUUCAUCUCUAGGAGACAGUCUCCUUCCUGAGCGGUAUGACGGCUGCGUGGUCCCAUGGUGUUUAUACUUGCGUACUAUUGUUUGUACAGAUGAACAUGGUACCUUCAGGCAUUUGGAAAUUUCUCCCAAGGAUGAGCCAGACUUGUGGAGGUCUACAAUUGUUAUCUGAGGUCUUGGCUGAUUUCUUUUGAUAUACCCAUGAUGUAAAGCAAAGAGGCACUAGGUUUGGUAGGCCUUGAAAUACAUCCACAGGUACACCUCCAAUUGACUCAAAUGAUGUGAAUUAGCCUAUCAGAAGCUUCUAAAGCCAUGACAUGAUUUUCGGGAAUUUUCCAAGCUGUUUAAAGGCACAGUCAACAUAGUGGAUGUAAACCUCUGACCCACUGGAAUUGUGAUAGUGAGUUAUAAGUGAAAUAAUAGUCUGUAAACAAUUGUUGGAAAAAUUACGUGUCAUGCACAAAGUAGAUAUCCUAACCGACUUGCCAAAACUAUAGUUUGUUAACAAGAAAUGUGUGGAGUGGUUGAAAAAUUAGUUUUAAUUACUCCAAACCUAAGUUUAUGUAAACUUCCGACUUCAACUGUGUAUGAUACAAUUUAAGAAGAUUUUUUACUAGUUCCAGUUAGAUGAGCAAUGCAUAUUAAAGUACAUUCAUGUAGGAAGGACGCAAAGAUGUUGGUCUGUGUACUUCCUAGUAGAAGUCAGAUCCUCAUCUAUCCCAGGCAUUUACUGUAUAUGCAAUACAUUACCCAUAAUCCCUAGCUCUAACCUGAUUACAUGGUAGAACAUCUCAAUGAUAUAGUUAUGGGGGUAGAACCACAUGAUUUUGGUCCAUGGGGAUUGCCACUGCUGCGGUAAGCACGAGGAGUACCUAGUGCCAGGGUCCUGUUCAUUAGGCAUAAAAUGGACUGAAACAACCAGAGUACUUGGACUUAAACGUUUGGUGCCCUAAUGAACACUACCCAAUUUUCACACCUAUUUCUCAGAUUGUAAUACACUAGAGACUCAUCUGAAUGUAGUAGAAAACGACAAUUGAAAAUUAAGUGGGGAGGGGUAGACAUUCAUCAAUCUGUAUUAUUUCAUAUGUACUACACUUACGGUUUAUUUUCUCUGCAAAGGCCUUUUUGUGUAGAUGAUGUACAUAAGAGUUUAUCUGAAAUAGGCUGUCGAUUUUUGAAGAGAUACAUUUAGUCAUGUUGCAAUGAAAUUACUGAACAAUGUAAAGAAAAUAUUUUUCAAAACGAUAUGUUUUUGGAUUGUUAAAUGUAUGCUUUUACCUCCUCACAGUAACUUGUGAAUACAUCUAGAAUAUUUAAAAAGAGAUAUCUCCAGUAUAUUUUGUUAUCUUUGCCUUGUCGAUAACAAUUUACCCAUAUGGCAUAUGCAACAGUGAAAUACAUUAACUUAGUUUGGAACCAAAUGUUGAAAUAUUUGUAAAUAAAAAAUGAAUUAAAGGAAA